This is a messenger RNA of Propithecus coquereli (Coquerel's sifaka), 4081 nucleotides long. RefSeq names its product transient receptor potential cation channel, subfamily M, member 4 (gene TRPM4). Gene Ontology annotation, molecular function: calcium-activated cation channel activity; ligand-gated calcium channel activity. The record is from RefSeq and is a predicted model, not a curated record. The transcript is spliced from 25 exons. Gene Ontology annotation, cellular component: membrane. Gene Ontology annotation, biological process: calcium ion transmembrane transport. Bases 104 to 3745 code for a protein of 1213 amino acids. NCBI's taxonomy places the organism in Eukaryota, Metazoa, Chordata, Mammalia, Primates, Indriidae.
AAAGUGGAGGAUCCGGUUUAUCCCGGGCGAGUCUGGAAGGGGGGCUGGUGGAGGCAGCGCGGGGAGCCUGAGGGCUGCGGGAGGUUGCGGCGGCUGCGGCGGCAUGGUGGGGCCGGAGAAGGAGCAGAGCUGGAUCCCCAAGAUCUUCAAGAAGAAGACCUGCACGACGUUCAUAGUUGACCCCACGGAUACCGGAGGGACCUUUUGCCAGUGCGGGCGGCCCCGGAGUGCCCACCCAUCAGUGGCUGUGGAGGACGCGUUCGGGGCGGCCGUGGUGACCGUGUGGGACGGCGAUGCACACACCACGGAGAAGCCCACUGAUGCCUACGGGGAAGUGAACUUCACAGGGGCCAACCACAAGCCCAGCAAUUUCCUCCGGCUCUCUGACCGCACGGAUCCAGCUACAGUUUAUAGUCUGGUUACACGCACAUGGGGCUUCCGUGCCCCGAACCUGGUGGUGUCAGUGCUGGGGGGAUCGGGGGGCCCUGUCCUCCAGACCUGGCUGCAGGACCUGCUGCGACGAGGGCUGGUGCGGGCUGCCCAGAGCACAGGAGCCUGGAUUGUCACUGGGGGGCUGCACACAGGCAUCGGCCGGCACGUUGGUAUGGCUGUGAGGGACCACCAGAUGGCCAGCACUGGGGGCACCAAGGUGGUGGCCAUGGGCGUGGCCCCCUGGGGUGUGGUCCAGAAUAGAGACAGCCUCACCAACCCCAAGGGCUCGUUCCCUGCGACCUACGAGUGGCGCGACAACCCUGAGGACGGGGGCCAGUUUCCUCUCGACUACAACUACUCGGCCUUCUUCCUGGUGGAUGACGGCACCCACGGCCGCCUGGGUGGCGAGAACCGCUUCCGCCUGCGCUUCGAGUCCUACAUCGCGCAGCAGAAGGCGGGUGUGGGCGGGAGUGGAAUUGACAUCCCUGUCCUCCUCCUCCUGAUUGAUGGUGAUGAGAAGAUGCUGAAGCGGAUAGAGAAUGCCACCCAGGCUCAGCUCCCCUGCCUCCUGGUCGCUGGCUCUGGGGGAGCGGCAGACUGCCUGGUGGAGACCCUGGAGGACACUCUGGCCCCGGGGAGUGGGGGAGCCAGGCGAGGGGAAGCCCAGGAUCGGAUUAGGCGUUUCUUCCCCAAAGGGGACCCUGAGGUUCUGCAGGCCCAGGUGGAGAGGAUUAUGACCCGGAAGGAGCUGCUGACGGUCUAUUCAUCUGAGGAUGGCUCUGAGGAAUUUGAGACCAUUGUUUUGAAGGCCCUCGUGAAGGCUUGCGGGAGCUCUGAGGCCUCAGCUUACCUGGACGAGCUGCGUUUGGCGGUGGCUUGGAACCGCGUGGACAUUGCCCAGAGCGAACUCUUUCGGGGGGACAUCCAAUGGCGGUCCUUCCACCUGGAGGCCUCCCUCAUGGACGCCCUGCUCAACGACCGGCCUGAGUUCGUGCGCCUGCUCAUCUCCCACGGCCUCAGCUUGGGCCGCUUCCUGACCCCGACGCGCCUGGACCAACUCUACAGCGCGGUGCCCCCCAGCUCGCUCAUCCGCAGCCUCCUGGACCAGGUGUCCCACGGCGCGGCCGCCAAAGCCUCUGCCCUAAAAGGCGAGGCUGCGGAGCCGCCGCCCCCUGAGGUGGGCCAGGUGCUGAAGAUGCUGCUGGGGAAGAUGUGCGCCCCGCGGUACCCCUCCGGGGCCGCCUCGGAGCCCCACCCGGGCCCGGGCAGCAAGGAGAAGGCGGAGAGCGUGCGUCUGCUCCUGGACAGAGCCACCUCCGAGCUCUCGCUGGACGCUGGCCUCGGGCAGGCCCCCUGGAAUGACCUGCUCCUGUGGGCACUGCUGCUGAACAGAGCCCAGAUGGCCUUGUACUUCUGGGAGAUGGGCUCCAACGCUGUGGCUUCAGCUCUUGGGGCCUGUUUGCUGCUUCGAGUGCUGGCGCGUCUGGAGUCUGAGGCUGAGGAGGCAGCACGGAGGAAAGACCUGGCCACCAAGUUUGAGGGGAUGGCCGUUGACCUCUUUGGCAAGUGCUUCCACAGCAGCGAGAAUCGGGCCACCCAACUACUGUUUCGUCACUGCCCACUCUGGGGCGAUGCCACCUGCCUCCAGCUUGCCAUGCAGGCUGACGCUCGUGCCUUCUUUGCUCAAGAUGGGAUACAGUCUCUGCUGACCCAGAAGUGGUGGGGGCAGAUGGACAGCAGCACACCCAUCUGGGCCCUGGUCCUCGCCUUCUUUUGUCCCCCACUCAUCUACACUGACCUCAUCACCUUCAGGAAAUCAGAAGAGAGGUCCACACAGAAGGACCUAGAGUCUGACGUGAAUAAGAGCAUUAAUGGGGAAGGUCCUGUCAGGCUGGAGGACCCCGCCAAGAAGACAUCGCUGGAUGCCCUGCCACAGCGCAGGCGCGGGGACAGCUGUUGGGGGUGCGGGUGCCUGCGCCGCUGGUCCCACUUCUGGGGCGCGCCGGUGACGGCCUUCGUGGGCAACGUGGUCAGCUACCUGCUGUUCCUGCUGCUCUUCGCCCACGUGCUGCUCGUGGACUUCCAGCCCGCGCGGCCCGGCGCCGCCGAGCUGCUGCUGUACUUCUGGGCCUUCACCAUGCUGUGCGAGGAGCUGCGCCAGGGCCUGGGCGGCGGCGGCUGGGGCAGCCUGGCCAGCGGGGGCCCCGGGCCGGGCCAGGCCUCGGUGCGCCAGCGCCUGCGCCUCUACGUCUCCGACACCUGGAACCAGUGCGACCUGCUGGCCCUCACCUGCUUCCUCCUGGGCGUGGGCUGCCGGCUGACCCAAGGCCUGUAUGACCUGGGCCGCACUGUCCUCUGCCUCGACUUCAUGAUUUUCACGCUGCGGUUGCUGCACAUCUUCACGGUCAACAAGCAGCUGGGGCCCAAGAUUGUCAUCGUGAACAAGAUGAUGAAGGACGUGUUCUUUUUCAUGUUCUUCCUUGGCGUGUGGCUGGUUGCCUACGGAGUGGCCACUGAGGGGCUCCUAAGGCCCAAGGACCGUGACCUCCCCGGUAUCCUGCGCCGCGUUUUCUACCGGCCUUACCUGCAGAUCUUCGGGCAGAUCCCUCAGGAGGACAUGGACGUGGCCCUCAUGGAGCAUGUCAACUGCUCGUCGGAGCCGGGCUUCUGGGCGCACCCGCCGGGGCCCCAGGCCGGCUCGUGCGUCUCCCUUUAUGCCAACUGGCUGGUGGUCCUGCUCCUUGUCAUCUUCCUGCUGGUGGCCAACAUCCUGCUGGUCAAUUUGCUCAUCGCUAUGUUCAGCCACACGUUCGGCAAAGUACAGGGCAACAGCGACCUCUACUGGAAGGCGCAGCGCUACAGCCUCAUCCAGGAAUUCCACUCUCGGCCGGCGCUGGCCCCGCCCCUUAUUAUCAUCUCCCACGUGCGCCUCCUCCUCAGGAGAUGGCAACGCAGGUCCUCCUCCUCCUCUUCGUCACCCUCCUCCUCGCAUUUCCGGGUCAACCUCUCGAAGGAAGAGGAACGGAAGUUGUUGACUUGGGAAUCGGUGCAGAAGGAGCAUUUCUUGCUGGUGCGCGCUCGGGACAAGCGGGAGAGCGACUCUGAGCGUCUGAAGCGCACGUCCCAGAAGGUGGACACUGCGUUGAAGCAGCUAGGACACAUCCGCGAGUAUGAGCAGCGUCUGAAAGGGCUGGAGCGGGAGGUCCGGCAUUGUAGCCGCGUCCUGGGCUGGGUGGCUGAGGCCCUGAGCCGUUCUGCGCUGCUGCCCCCAGGUGGGCCGCCACCCCCAUCCCCGCCUGGGGUCAAAGACUGAGCUCUGUCGGCGGAUGUCAGGGAGUAGCCUCCGCAGCGGUGUUUGCUCCCAGGGUAAGGCCCAGCUGGACCUCGACCCCUGCACCUGGUGGCCUUGUCCUUGGCGUGGGCCCCAUGCCCAUGGACUACCACCUGGGCUGCUGACUACCUUGGGGGGUGUCAUCCAUGCGAACCACAGCAUGCCCGGCUCCUCCCAGAACCACAUCCACUCUGGGAGGACCCAGCUCUGGAGCCUGGGCCAUUGCCCCUCUGAGGGCCCUGCCACAGCACCGGAAGGCUGGAGGGUUCUUGGGGUUACAGGGACCACAGACUCCACUCUCCCCACACUGGGGAAAUA